This is a messenger RNA of Danaus chrysippus (African queen), 879 nucleotides long. NCBI's taxonomy places the organism in Eukaryota, Metazoa, Arthropoda, Insecta, Lepidoptera, Nymphalidae. The record is from the annotation of a GenBank genome assembly.
AUGGUUAUCCUACAUGUAAAAAGAGGUGAUGAAAACCAGUUCCUCUAUGAGACGACAGUGAAUAAUUCUGUUGAUGAUGUUGUUAGAGAUAUCACAGCUAUAUUCAAUGGGAGGUUGAAGGUAACGAGGAUUUGCUAUGAAAUGGAAGAAUUGCAGAAACACGGCACCUUCCUACCACCAGAAAUGCAGGGGUUGAAUGAUGAUCAGAUAAAGGAGCUUAAAUUAGAAGAUCCUUGGGCAAAGCGUUGUGCUCCCGUGGGAUAUAUUGAAGCCAAGGACGAAAUGUGUCGUAGGUGUGGCUUGGCACCUCCACCCAACCUUCAAGAAGUACUUAAGAAGGCUGCAGAGACAGCUAAAGAGAUCAUUAGCAAGAAACAUGUUGAUCUCCGUAAAUGCCUGACACAAAAAGACGUUUCUAGAGCACUCGAUGAGCUUCGAGGUGCAACUAAGAUAGUUUUCCCAGCCGGCCUUCCUCCACACGACCCCGUGCGAAUGGAACUUGAUAACGUUGAAGACCUGUCUGGAACCCAAGCCGCUAAUGAGGUGAUCGAUCCAUCGAGGGCAUGUCUUUGGACGUGCGGGAAAAAACUAUUGAGUGGCAAUCUGUUGAGUGAUCAUCUAGGUAAAAAUGAUAAAUCUAAAGUAACAGUCAAGCUUUGCUCGGUAUCCGAAGGUGCUCCGGGUCGUGAACCAGUACUUACAGAAGAAGAGAGAAAGCAGCUGAUGCUUCAAGCAUAUCGGAAGCAAGAAGAAUGGAAGAAAUUGGAACAAGACGAUGAUGAUAAUUACUUGAACUCAAAGUGGGCUGAUGGUCAAAAUUUAAAAAGACAAUUCCAUGGAUUGAAUAACAUUGAUUGGAAACCAGUGAUUAAGAAAUAA